AUGUUGCUCGCCGGGGAAAGAUCAACAUUAUCAGGCGAAACUGGAGAGAAGAGUGGUACAGCUGCGGAGCGCGGAGCAGCACUAGGAUUUCUCGAGCACGCUAUCCAAGAUCGCACAGCGGUUGGAUCGCGGGAAGCAUCAGGCUGGAAAGCUACAACGACGACCCACCAUAUGCUUUGUGACGUGCAAUCGCUCAUAGCGCAUGUUGAGGAAGAUCGGCCAACGUCUAUAACGAAGACGUCACAAAAGACACAGUCUACUGGCUCAGACGAGGAAACCCUGGAGUUAAUUAGCUCGAAGGGAAUGUCAAAUGUCUCUGCUUUUGGGGGGUCAAGGGAAUCAACAAAUAAGACACCUCGUUCAACUACAAAGGCGAAAGCAAAGCCGCUGCCGACUAGUAAGGGGAGAAAAGCGAAGCCUCAGACAACAGAUGAUAUCGAGCAGCUGCAAACUAUUCUUCAAGAGGAAUCAGCAAGGAGAGCUGGUGAAAGACAGCCAGGGAGCAUCGUCAACGACAGCGACAUUCAAGUGACCGUGCAAGAAGGUCGGAGCUGCGAGACAGUCACGGUGGAUAUCGGUGCAUCAGCCCUAACGAAGACGCCGAUGCUUGAAAGAGAUUUGUCAAAUGAGCCCUCCCAAGAAUCCUUAAACAUGGACAGUCUCAGACCGAACACUUUUGGCAGUGUGUGUGAUAGCCCUCCACUUCCACUCUGGCACCCGCCUCGUGCGCCAGAAUGGUACCGGGUCACGCCCGAGACUACGUCGCACGUCGGCAUAUCAGCGGCACAGUCCACGCUACUUCAGUGCAUAGACAAACUACUUGGGACACAGCAGAGCCCGAGGCACCAAGAUGCGGUGCUCCGUGAGGCUCGAAUACAUCUGCCUCGGGACCACCGCUGCAUCCUCCAGCUAGUCGAUAUCAGGGGCCCGUCGUAA
This is a messenger RNA of Zasmidium cellare ATCC 36951, 936 nucleotides long. RefSeq lists its product as uncharacterized. The coding region runs from base 1 to 936 and encodes 311 amino acids. Gene Ontology annotation, molecular function: metal ion binding; heme binding. The record is from RefSeq and is a predicted model, not a curated record. The transcript has 2 exons. NCBI's taxonomy places the organism in Eukaryota, Fungi, Ascomycota, Dothideomycetes, Mycosphaerellales, Mycosphaerellaceae.